CUUUUAUAAUUUUUACACAUUAUCAAAAUGGCGGAGGAACAUAUUUUUAAACAUUUUCAUUCCAAAGAACAAAGGCCAAGUUGGUAAAUUAAUACAGUACACAAUAUUCGAGAAAAAAGACAGUAUCAAAUGUCGGAAGUUAAGAAUCUCCUGGUGGCGGAAGAACUGGACAAAAAAAAUGAUAUCCUUAUCGACCCAAAAAUGUUGAACGCCAUUGAAGAUAGCAUGGCGAUAAAGGGUAAACUAACUCUGUCGUCUAUAAAUCAGUUUUUUCUCCAACUAGAAACUAUCGUGUCCUUCAUUAAAAACCUCAAGGGAAUCCGAGACAUGUAUAAAUAUAGCGACUCGAUGCAGAUAAGGCUGAACAAUGAGUUGAAAGAGCUUGAUUUUGUCCUACUCGAGAUGAGUUCAAUCCUAAGGAACAUAAGCAGUUUAAGAAAGCAGAAAAUUGAUGUCACGAAGGAAGUGAAAAAUUUAAAAGAAUCCUACGAAAAACGUAAGCGUGAAGAAUAUCAAGAAAUGGAAUUAGUUGCAGCAAUUUACGAUAAGGAUUUACUAAGGAAAUGGCAUGUUGCGAAGAAGGCGAAUGACAUACAGACAAUGGAGAACUUCAUAACGUCCCUAGUGGAGAAACGCCAAGCGUUAGAGUAUGUUUAUAAAAUGGCCACUGAGAAGUUGACCGGGCUGAGAAAAGCGCACAACAACACGCCGAUCAUGCUCCAAGCUUUGUUUGCCAAGCCGCUCCCUCCGCCGAUACGCGUAACGGAAUCCGAACCCGACACAUUUCUCAACACAACAGAUUAAAUAAAGAACAAUAAUUACAAUUA
Cimex lectularius (bed bug) is the source of this 827-nucleotide messenger RNA. RefSeq lists its product as uncharacterized. NCBI's taxonomy places the organism in Eukaryota, Metazoa, Arthropoda, Insecta, Hemiptera, Cimicidae. Bases 130 to 804 code for a protein of 224 amino acids. The transcript has 5 exons. The record is from RefSeq and is a predicted model, not a curated record.